Messenger RNA from Nothoprocta perdicaria, 1576 nucleotides. It is a transcript of the gene TCP11, whose product is annotated as t-complex 11. The transcript is spliced from 8 exons. Lineage: Eukaryota; Metazoa; Chordata; Aves; Tinamiformes; Tinamidae. Gene Ontology annotation, cellular component: sperm flagellum; acrosomal vesicle. Gene Ontology annotation, biological process: regulation of sperm capacitation. Bases 217 to 1551 code for a protein of 444 amino acids. The record is from RefSeq and is a predicted model, not a curated record.
UUCUUUCCCUCUGCUUUUAAGCCGUCCCUCGCUUACUUAGCACUUUUCAGUACCUAAAAUCCUMCCACUCCCCUUAAGGGGAACGUUUAGCUUUCCGACUAAGGCUAAACUAAGCCUAAGGCUAGGCUGCGUUUAACGUUGCUUUCGCAGACUGUGUUUCCAUGUUUGGUUGCUCCCUCGUUUAUUUAGUGUUUUUGUGCAGCCAGCCCUCCGCAGAUGCUCUCCGUGAGCGACCUCCAGGAAGCAGCUCACGAGAUUGCCAAGCUGAGCAUCGCCCACGAAAUCGUGCUCAACCGGGACUUCCAGCUGCCAGCCGGCACCCUCGCCCCAAACAGCCUGGAAAACAGAGUGAAGGAGACACUGCACAGAGCCUUCUGGGACAGGCUGAAGGAGCAGCUCUCUGCUAGUCCCCCAGACUACASUCAGGCCAUCCAGCUGCUGCAGGAGAUAAAGGAGGCUCUGCUGUCGCUGCUGCUGCCCCGGCACAACCGGCUGCGCAGCGAGAUUGAAGCCGCUCUGGACAUGGAGCUGAUCCGGCAGGAGGCGGCACACGGGGCGCUGGACGUGGGGCGCCUCUCGGCACGCGUGCUGGGCACCAUGGCCGCGCUGUGCGCGCCUCUGCGCGACGACGACGUGCGGGCGCUGCGCGGCCUCUCGGAUCCGGUGCAGCUCCUCAGGGAAAUUUUCCGAGUGUUGGACCUCAUGAAAAUGGAUAUGUUGAAUUUUACCAUCCAAAGCCUCCGGCCCCACUUGCAGGAGCACUCGGUCCAGUAUGAACGAAAGAAAUUCCAGGAGCUCUUAGAUAAGCUGCCUAGCAGCCUGGAGCACACAGCGCAGUGGCUGCGCAGGGCGGCAGCAGAGGCGGCCGCGGCCCCGCGGGGAGCRGGCGGCAGCGCUGAGCCCAGCCCUGCGGCGGUGCUGGACCGAGCCUACAUGAACCUGCUCCGCUGGGCGCCUGCCCACAGGGAAUACCCCGAGACGCUCUUCAUGGACCAGGCCCGCCUGCAGGAAGUGCGGUCGCAGGUGAACCAGCUCGUCAUCGUAGCUGCAGUGCUGCUAGUGACCAGUKGCACGUGUGGAAGCACCUUGUUUGGUUCACCUGGGUUUGGAGCUAGGCUGAAACGGGUAACAAAGGUCCUCCUGGAAGGGCUCUCUUCUACCAGGUGUGAGGAGGCCCUGCACGACGUCGGCGAUCAAGUGCUGCAGGAGGUCGGCAGGACGCUGUCCCAGCUGGGGUAUCCCGCGCUCACCGCAGACCAACGCGCCUCCCUGAAGGGCCAGAUCUGCAGCAUCGCGGACGAGGACAACGCAGUGCGGAGGGUGGUCGAGCAGCGGAUUCAUUCAUUCCUCAGCCUCUUUAUUUCCCCUAACGGACAGAACUCUCCCAAGGACCUCCCAAAGGGCCUCGAAGCCAUUCAAGAAGAGUUGCUGGCCGUCGGACGCAGGUUUGGAACUGUGGUCCACCACAACAGACAGGUGUUUGCACCUUACUACUCAGAAAUCCUCAAGAAAGUGCUUCUCCCAGAACCACACGCUGCAAGAGACUCCUGAUCAUCUUGCUUCAUAUCGCUCAGGA